AUGGCAUCUCACAUUCAGAGAGCAAACCCUAACAUCUCAGAUUCCCUUCCCACUCUUCCUUUUGAUCUCAUUUCAGAAAUACUCUCUAAGCUACCUGUGAAGUGCCUUCUCCAAUUCCGAUGUGUCUGCAAGUUAUGGAAUUCUCUAAUAUUUGAUCAUAAAUUCACCAGAAAGCACCUUAACGGAUCAACCACACGUAGCAGCCUCCAAUGUUUAAGCUACCAUACUCCCUCAUCCCGUUUUAUUCUCAAGUCUUUUUCAAUUCAAUCCAUUUUCAAAGACAUAGCCACUAAAAUCACUCAACAUGAGUUUUCAUCCAACAAUGUUUUUGGAUACAAUAUACAUGACAUUGUUGGCUGUUGUGACGGAAUCCUUUGUCUUGCCAACUAUUAUAAACCUUUAAUUGUAUUGUAUAAUCCUUCCAUUAGAAAAUUCAAGCAAUUGUCCCCUUUUGAUAACCCCAAGUAA
Messenger RNA from Vicia faba (fava bean), 468 nucleotides. Lineage: Eukaryota; Viridiplantae; Streptophyta; Magnoliopsida; Fabales; Fabaceae. The record is from the annotation of a GenBank genome assembly.